Molecule: messenger RNA, 1829 nt
Organism: Sardina pilchardus (European sardine)
Lineage: Eukaryota; Metazoa; Chordata; Actinopteri; Clupeiformes; Clupeidae
Gene: serpinb1
Product: serpin peptidase inhibitor, clade B (ovalbumin), member 1
Exons: 7
Coding region: 140-1282 (380 amino acids)
Biological process (GO): negative regulation of endopeptidase activity
Molecular function (GO): serine-type endopeptidase inhibitor activity
Source: RefSeq, a predicted model, not a curated record
AGUGUUGUGAAUCCAGCUGUAAAUCUGCCAUUCUUACAUACAGUCACAUUCUUGCAUUCAGUUACCGAGUCCAGGCAACAAUGAGUUUGAACAAAAACUGAAACAAGGUAGCCUUCACACUCUCGUUCCCCUCUUCUGCAUGGCUGUUGCCAUGGAGGCCCUAAGUCGUGCUAACGGGGCGUUUGCACUGGAUCUGUACCGCGCGCUGAGUAAGGAGUCUCCCGGGGCCAGUCUGAUCGUCAGCCCCCUCAGCAUCAGCACCGCUCUGGCCAUGGUCUACAUGGGGGCCCGCACGCGCACACACACAGAGAUGGGCAAGGUGAUGCGAUUUGAUCAGGUGCCUGAUGUCCACUCUCAUCUUCAAACCCUGAUGGGAAAAGUCACCACCCCCAGCUCCUCCCACGUUCUCAACCUGGCCAAUCGCCUCUUCGGAGAAAAAACUUUUGGAUUUUCACCAGAGUUCCUGUCAGGGAUACAGAAGAACUACCUGGCUGAGCUGCAAGGGAUGGACUUCCUACAGGCUUCUGAGGAGGCCAGACAAACAAUCAACCAGUGGGUGAAGGAGAAGACUGAAAAUAAGAUUGAGGAGCUACUGAAGUCAGGAGUGUUGUCGACAAUGACUCGUCUGGUGCUGGUGAACGCUGUUUACUUUAAGGGCAGCUGGAUGCAUCGCUUCCAAAAGGAGCAGACGCAAGAGAUGCCCUUCAAGAUCAACCACGCGGAGACUCGGCCGGUGCAGAUGAUGUGCCAGACGAAGAAGCUUCCUUACGGUUGGGUUGACGACCUGGAGAUGCAGGUGCUGGAGCUGCCCUACACACAGAGGGAGCUCAGCAUGUUCAUCCUACUGCCGCCGGCAAACAAAACACUAACCAAGCUGGAGAAUAAACUGACCAUAGAGAAUCUUCUAGAGUGGACAGACCCCGCUAACCUGGACGACGGCAGCGACGUGGUCCUGCACCUGCCCCGUUUCAAGCUGGAAACGUCCCUCUCUCUGGGCGACACCUUGUCCGGGCUCGGCAUGGGCUCGCUGUUCGACGAGGGCACCGCCGACCUGUCCGGCAUGAGCGCCAACGGCGGGCUCUCCAUCUCAGCGCUGGCACACAGCGCCGUGUGCGACGUCACCGAGGAGGGCACGGAGGCGGCCGCGGCCACCGCGGCCAUGGCGUCCUUCUGCAUGUUGCGCGAGGAGCACUUCAUGGCGGACCACCCCUUCCUCUUCCUCAUCAUGCACAACCCCACACGCAGCAUCCUCUUCCUCGGGCGCUACUGCGGGCCACAGUGAGGGACGUAACCGAUGACCAGGCCCCCGACCUUUUCUAUCUGACCGCUACUGUAUUAUACAGUACGACAACAAAGCUUUAGUCCUAAUCUCAAAUGUUUGACCAAACUGAAUGUUAAAUGUGGAAUCUAUCACAACAACAUAUUUAGUUAUUAUGUCAACCUGAGCGACUGAGAUUUUCAUGUAAGUCUUACAUGAAAUUUUACAUGAAGUUUUACAUAUUUUUUUUUUAAACUCUGCUUGUUUAUGUCUGUCACAUGAAGGUAGUGGUUUGCCUCUGAGUUUAAAUAAAGUUUAAAAACACACUUCUGGUUUAAGUCUUAAAUAUUGUAUGAACUGUAAGUGUAUGGAUAUGCCAGUCUGGUGGAGGUUUAAACUACUAAAUCAAUCCCAAUUGUUCCUCGGUCAGUACACGAAAGCUAGCAACAAGAGAAUUUCUCUAUACCUGGUGCAAAUAAAUCACACCUACCAGGUGAGCCUUACACCUACACACAGCCUACACACAGAGCUCAUUAGAAUCAACUGGUUUUGUGAGUAUUUUAAAGCUACA